UUUAAAAACCAAGGCUUCUCCAGUGCACCGCUUUUCUUUCCCACUUUGCACUCAGUGAUGUCGCUUAUUUAUGUGGCCCGCCUGUAAAGCGCGAGACAGGCACAACAACCGAGGGUUUCUUCUUCCUUUUUUUUUUUAAAUUAUACAUUAUUUAAUUCUUUUUACAUUAUUAUUUCUUCUGUUGUCCCCACCUUGUACCCUUAUGUCCCCUUUUCCCCUACCCCUUUCUCCACCUUCUUUUGUUCCAUGCUGAAAGGAAGUGUGUUAUUUGGUUUAAUAAAUAUUUAAGUUCCUUCUCAUUUUAUAUCUCGUUUGCCUUUUAUGUUGUCAACCAACAAAGAUUAAUGUAUAUAUUUUGACUGCGAGAUCUAAGGAGUUGCAUUAAUAACGCCUGCGGCCAUGUCAACGCCCCCUCCUCCAAAACCACCCCCCUGUAAUUUACGAAGAAGUUUGACGUGAACAGACUUUAAACCGCCUGCUUAAUCACCUCAAAAGACACCAUCUCCAAGCUAACAUGGCAGUCAGACUGUGUGAUGUGGCUUCUCUGCUGAGAAGUGGUUCGUGGGCGCCCGAGCCUUGGACUGGGGUAAUCGCUGCCAUGGAAUCACAGCUCUCCAACGGGCCGUCGUGCAACAACACGAGCAACGGCCCGUCCAACAACUGCUCCUCGCCUGUGGAGUCGAGCAGCAUGGAGGAGAGUAAAACUAACUUGAUAGUCAACUAUUUGCCUCAGAACAUGACCCAAGAGGAGCUCAAGAGCUUAUUUGCCAGCAUCGGUGAGAUCGAGUCCUGUAAGCUUGUCCGGGACAAAAUUGCAGGGCAAAGCCUGGGCUACGGCUUUGUCAACUACGUGGACCCCAAAGACGCAGAGAAAGCCAUCAACACCUUAAACGGCCUGAGACUUCAGACCAAAACCAUUAAGGUUUCCUACGCACGUCCAAGCUCGGCGUCCAUCCGCGAUGCAAAUCUGUAUGUCAGCGGCUUGCCAAAGACCAUGACUCAGAAAGAACUGGAGCAGCUCUUCACUCAGUACGGCCGCAUCAUUACCUCACGCAUCCUGGUGGACCAGGUGACCGGUCUUUCCAGAGGGGUCGGCUUCAUCCGUUUUGACCGACGAGUGGAGGCCGAGGAGGCCAUAAAGGGCCUGAAUUGCCAGAAGCCGCCCGGCGCCACCGAGCCGAUUACAGUGAAGUUCGCCAACAACCCCAGCCAGAAGACCAGCCAGGCACUGCUCUCUCAGCUUUACCAGUCGCCCAAUCGAAGGUACCCAGGACCGCUCGCACAGCAGGCACGCUUCAGGCUGGACAAUCUGUUGAACAUGGCUUAUGGUGUGAAAAGCAGGUUCUCCCCUAUGGCCAUUGACGGGGUGACCAGCCUGGCGGGCAUCAACCUCCCGGGCCACCCCGGCAGCGGCUGGUGCAUCUUCGUCUACAAUCUGGCACCCGACGCCGAUGAGAGCAUCCUGUGGCAAAUGUUUGGGCCGUUUGGCGCCGUCACCAAUGUCAAGGUCAUACGCGACUUCAACACGAACAAGUGCAAGGGGUUCGGCUUCGUCACCAUGACCAACUAUGACGAGGCGGCCGUGGCCAUUGCCAGCCUGAAUGGGUACCGCCUUGGGGACCGCAUGUUGCAGGUGUCAUUCAAAACCAACAAAACGCACAAAGCCUAAAAGAAAUAUGUACCAAUAUUAAUUUUCUACAUUAUGAAAACGACUGUGCGGGAUUUUGGGUUUUUUUUUUUGCUUUGCAUCUUUCUAUACUUUGAAAAAAACGGGUAUUUAGGUUUAGUCGUUCUGUUACGCCAAGUCUUGUGCAGUGUUGUGAUUCUUUUUCGUUUUUGUGUCCCGAUUAAUUUUUUUUGUUGUUGUUGUUGCCUUGAGUGCUUAACUUCAUUUAGACUAUUUUAUCGGGUUUGUCGUAUUAUUCUCAUUGUAGAUCAGCUACAUAAUGUGUCUUACUUUAAAGUUGUAAGAGAGAGCGAGAGAGACACAAAAAAAAAUUAUAUAUAUUGCCAAAGAGCUAAGAACCUCUUUGGGUUGAGAAAAAAAAAACUCUAUUUUUAUAAAAAAUUAAGAAAAAAUUGGAGCAAACUUUUUACUGGUCCUAAAACAAUAUGAAAAAAAAAAUUUUGACUUUGGGAAAUUUCUUCGUAUGACAACCCCAGUGAGCUUAACGAGAGAGGUUGCAGACCUUUGUGAUGUAAAAAAAAAACAAAAAAAAGUUUUGUAUUAUCUUUGCCGAUUUCUGUUGUAUUUUUUUUUCAUUUGCCGCUUUACGAUUUGACUUCGACUUUGACUUACGAUUUUGGCCUCUAAUGCGCAGUAUCUAAUUUUAUGUUUGUUACGUUGAAGGCCAUCAGUUGUUGCUCUGUUUUGGUAUGUAGAUAGUCUGUUUAUGUUUAGAUACGUUUCUUUAUAUAUAAUAUAUAUAUCAUUAUAAAUCACUAUUUGUGGUACUUACAGUUAUUGAUUAUUUACAUAUAUCUAUUUAUCUAUAUACUAUAUAGAUAUAUACUGAAUAGUGCAUAAAGUAUAUCUCGUCUUUCAAUGAUUUGAAAAUUAUAAUGAAAGUGACAAAAUUAGGCCACAUACAUCAAAGCCAUUAAAGAGCAGUAUGCUAUGUGCAUUAUACUGUAUAUAUUAUUUAUUCAUGUUUUGCUUUGUAAUGCCCCCAGUUAGACAUUGUUUUGGUUGCAUUUUUCUAAAGGGUCUGGCAUGCAAAUAUGCUCCCUUACUUCUUAUGGCUUUAAUGUAAGGACACUUCAUUUAGCUGUUUUUGUUGUUUGUUGUUGGAAAACAGAAUGUUUGAGUAUAUAAAGAGAUGUACAUGUUUUGUUUUUUUUUCAGUACUUCGAAAAAACAAUUUAACUCCAACAUACCCCUUUUUGAGUACAUCAAUAAAUAAGUUUGAAGGGCAACAGCUGACAAAUUGUUUUAUUUUGUUUUGCACAAAAAUAUUUACUCUGAUUUUUCAGACUGAAUAAUAUAAUAGUCAUAACACCAGGUUACUGUUCCACAUAUCUGAACCUCUGACGUCACUUCUUGGCUGUCCAUCACUCAAGA
Molecule: messenger RNA, 3061 nt
Organism: Doryrhamphus excisus (bluestripe pipefish)
Lineage: Eukaryota; Metazoa; Chordata; Actinopteri; Syngnathiformes; Syngnathidae
Source: RefSeq, a predicted model, not a curated record